GAGGGAAAGCCAGUGGCAACCGUGUGGCUCAGGUCGGUGGGGGGCGAUGGAGGGAUCCCCCCGAAGCGACGUCGACCGCCUGUGCAGCGCCGCCGCCCGCGGGGACCACGAAGAGGUGAAGAAGCUCCUGGACUCAGGCGUGGAUCCCAACGGGACCAACGCCUUCGGGAGAACCCCGCUCCAGGUGAUGAUGCUGGGCAGCCCGCGGGUGGCCGAGCUGCUGCUGCGGCGCGGAGCCGACCCCAAUCGCCCCGACCCGCGCACCGGCUGCCUCCCGGUUCACGACGCGGCCCGCGCCGGUUUUCUGGAGACCCUGGCUGUGCUGCACCGGGCCGGGGCGAGCAUCCACCUACCCGACGGCCGCGGCCGCCUGCCCCUCGACGUGGCGGCGGGGGGCCCGCACGGAGCGGUGGGGCGAUACCUGCGCGACCCUCCGUCCCUUCCAGGAGCCGCGGGGGCCGCCGAGAAGGCUGAGCGCUGACCCGCCCCCGGCCGUCCCGCUGAGUUCUUGUCCCCUCGUCCCCUGCAGCCCCCCUCCCCCUUGAGUAUCCUGCCGCUGAGUCACCACGGUUGGCGGCGCUCCUGAUACCCGACUGCAGUUGUGUCCAGUGCGUCCUGGGCAUUCUGGCUCCGCCGUCUGCUGCUCAAUUUCCUAAGAAAAAGAGGAAAAAAAAUCCAAAACUCAAUCCGUAUUAGCGCUCCUGCUUCUCCCUCUCAUGCUCUCCAGCGGGCAGAGCACUACCAGUAGACGGCUCUUUUGUGCUCUAGGGGGGGAAAAAAAUUAAAUGUUCGCCUUCCCCCCCCCCCUCCCUUUUUUUUUUUUCCUUUUUUCUUUUUACAGUAAAGCUGCUUAGAGAAGUGAGAAUGCUGUACUUCCCUUACUGGCCUGCUCACUGCCCUGCAAAUCUUUGUAUUUUAGUUAUUCCUUGAGAUCUUUUUAUGUUGUCGCACUCUGAAAGAGUUACGAAACACUUUAGCUAUAUCACUGACAAAUUUAAUUAAUCCCCAGAUCUUCUCCCCUCACCAGCCUACUCAACACACAGUUUUAACAUCGAGAUAUAACAGUGAAUGAAUGGUAAAAAAUUUAAUGCUGAUCAACAUUACAGUUUGGGAACUACAAACAUUUUGUGUAGCUGUAUUCACAGAAAUUCGUGUGAGAAAACAACAGGCAAUCAAUUAGUUACUGCAUCUUUUUCUGCAUUUAGAGACCCCAUUUGCUCUGAAGAUAGGGAAAACAAGCUUCUUCCUUUUAGACAUCUUUCUGGGUCUCUAAACCAGAUAUUUGGAAACAACAGCAAAUUACUGCAUUUGGUUAUAAAUCUGGAUCAUUGCAAACUUUCGGUUUUUGUUUUCUGUUUUUCCUAUGUAAUUUCUAUCAUUUACUCAAUGCACAUACCACUUAUGCAUGAUGAAAUAUCUGCUACUAUUCAGUAA
Poecile atricapillus (Black-capped chickadee) is the source of this 1434-nucleotide messenger RNA. Its product is annotated as cyclin-dependent kinase 4 inhibitor B-like. Gene Ontology annotation, biological process: negative regulation of cell population proliferation; regulation of cyclin-dependent protein serine/threonine kinase activity. The coding region runs from base 47 to 481 and encodes 144 amino acids. Lineage: Eukaryota; Metazoa; Chordata; Aves; Passeriformes; Paridae. The transcript is spliced from 2 exons. The record is from RefSeq and is a predicted model, not a curated record. Gene Ontology annotation, molecular function: protein kinase binding; cyclin-dependent protein serine/threonine kinase inhibitor activity. Gene Ontology annotation, cellular component: nucleus.